Kalmanozyma brasiliensis GHG001 is the source of this 1134-nucleotide messenger RNA. RefSeq lists its product as uncharacterized. The record is from RefSeq and is a predicted model, not a curated record. The transcript has a single exon. NCBI's taxonomy places the organism in Eukaryota, Fungi, Basidiomycota, Ustilaginomycetes, Ustilaginales. Bases 1 to 1134 code for a protein of 377 amino acids.
AUGGACCACAACACAUCAUUCGCCCGAGCUGCCACCCGCUCCGCUUCGGCCACAUCCGCGUUCCAGACACCGGAGAUCAUCUUCAACAUCGUCCCGAGUGACGAAGGACCAGCUCUUCUCGCCCUUGUCUAUCUAUAUUGCAUCGCUUUGGGCGCUGUGACUGUCGAGCUUUUCAAUCACCUCGACUACGACAUACGGCUAAUUCGAAAGCCAGGCUGGACCCAGCCUGCCAAGCUGAUCUCAAGGAUAGCCUACCUCCUUUGCCGAGUAUUACCACCGACCGCGAUCUCCAUGUUUCUCUUUGACCUCUCGCUGAAGCGCAUAAAUUGCGCCGGUAUCACACAAGCGAUCGGCAUCCUGAGCAUGUUGCUCUUUGCCUCGGUUGCAUUGAUCAUGGCGCAGAGGACCAUGGCCGUGUACGCGUGGAAACGUUCAUUGGUCAUUCCCCUCACGGUCUUCUACCUCAUCCUUGUGGCUAGCAUGGCAACGUCUGUGCCCUUCUGGACCGUUGGCCGCCGCCUUCCCUUCUUCGGCUUCUGCGUCGUAGACGACAGACGGUAUGAGACCAGGACGAUCGUCACCAAUGUGGUCUACAAGUCCCUCGGCCUGGUCUUUGAUGUCACUCUUCUCCUCAUCAUGCUGCAUCGGCUGCUGGAAGGUGGUCUUCCAUCUCUCUGGCUCAAGAGAAACGCACAACGCAACCCCCCUGACUGGCAAGGACAGGGCAUCUCCAGCCUGUUGAUCCGUCAAGGAAUCCAGGUCUUUGUGCUGCAGCUGGCAUGCGAUGUGUUCCUUGCAGCAACAUGGCUCGGCUUCAAGAGCCUGAUAUUGCAAGGCAUUGGCACUCCCUUUUCCUUCAGCAUACCUCCUAUCGCCGCCACGGCAGCUUUCAGAGAGAUUGGCGAGACGCGUCGCAACAUGAACCACAAUACGGAAAGGGUGAACGAGCUCAUGGACUCGAUGGUCGAGCCUCUGGACGACCGAUCGCGCAAUCCCUCCACCGGCAAAGCUUCUGUCCAGACGCCGCGACCGUCACCGAGCGCCAAGUUGCACGCAAGCGGCGCCGCCUCCGCCACCGAGUCUGCUCAGGGGUCGACGCUAGUACAAGCGACGUCCAGGCACUACAUUGCCUGA